This is a messenger RNA of Capsicum annuum, 1470 nucleotides long. Its product is annotated as leucine-rich repeat receptor-like serine/threonine-protein kinase At1g17230. Bases 737 to 1291 code for a protein of 184 amino acids. Lineage: Eukaryota; Viridiplantae; Streptophyta; Magnoliopsida; Solanales; Solanaceae. The transcript has 2 exons. Gene Ontology annotation, molecular function: protein binding. The record is from RefSeq and is a predicted model, not a curated record.
AAUAAUGACGAAAGCCUUCACAUUUUUUUUUCUCUUAUCACUCUUGUUGCUUAUGAAUAGUUCAGUCAUGCAUGACCAAAACCAACAUUACUACUGAUCAAUUAGCUCUUCUAUCCUUAAAACCCCAAAUUAUUUCGGACCCCUUUCAUUUAUUGCAUGAAAGUUGGUCUCCCAUUAGGUCCGUUUACCAGUGGUUGGAGUCACUUGUGGUUCUUGUCACCACCGAGUGAAGUCCUUGAAUCUUUCUAACAUGGCUCUUACAGGCAGUAUACCGAGGAAUUUGGAAACCUCUCAUUUCUUGUUUCUCUUUACUUGGGAAGCAACAAUUUCCAUGGAAAUUUGCCUCAAGAAAUGACACACUUGCAUCGACCUAAGUUUCUUGAUUUAAGUUUCAACAACUUCAGAGGCGAGGUUCCUUCUUGGUUUGGGUUUUUACACCGGCUUCAAGUUCUUAAAACUAGAAAUAAUAGUUUCAUUGGUUCCAUCCCUUCUUCAUUUUCUAAUAUAUCCGCCGGACUUGAGAGUUUGAAUCUGAAUUUCAAUUCAAUAGAGGGUCAAAUCCCAAAAGUGAUUGGAAGUUUCAUAAACCUUAGAGAAUUAAAAUUGAGGGGUAAUUAACAAGCUCAUAGGUUAUAUUCCUCUGUCACUCUCGAAUGCCUCAAGGUUGGAGACUUUAGAUUUAUCUUAUAAUUCACGUCAAGGAAACAUUCCAGAAGGGAUCAGCAAUCUUCACAACAUGAACUUGUUGGGCAUACCAUAUAAUCAACUUACAGGUUCUACACCAUUCACAAUUUUCAAUAUCUCAAGAAUCAAAGUCAUUGCAUUUACAGGCAAUAGUUUAUCAGGAAAUCUUCCCAAUGCAUUAUGCUAUGGUCUCCCAAUACUCAAAGGGCUUUAUUUAUCCAUAAACAAGCUUCGCGGUCAUAUGCCUACAAGCUCAUCAAGUUGUUGUCAACAUCAAAUUUUGUCUUUAUCGGAAAAUGAGUUUGAUGGACCAAUACAUAGUGAAAUUGGAAGAUUGAGUAACUUGCAGUUAUUGUAUCUCGGAUUUAACCAUUUCACUGGGAUAAUUCCACAAGGAAUCGGAAAUCUUGUUAAUUUGGUGGAGUUAGUCAUGGACAAAAACUACAUUACCGGCUCUGUCCCAAUCUCCAUAUUCAAUAUCUCGUCACUGCAAAUUUUGUCAUUGUCAACGAACAAUCUUAGUGGAUUUUUUCCACAGGAAAUCGGCAGCUUAACCAAGAUGCAUUUUUUAUAUCUUGAUGAAAAUAGGUUUACUGGUACGUAUUAAAAGUGGUAGCAAAAAAUACAACUUAUACUAAGAUUGAACAAAAUAUCUAAAAUCACUAGUGUUCCUUGUUUCUUCAUGUGUUGACAGGUUAAAUACCCAAUGAGAUAAGAAAUCUCAUUGAGUUGAAGGUACAUAAUCUUCGGUAUAAUAGUUUUAGUGGUCGACUUAAUAUGGAGAUC